Molecule: messenger RNA, 454 nt
Organism: Sitodiplosis mosellana (orange wheat blossom midge)
Lineage: Eukaryota; Metazoa; Arthropoda; Insecta; Diptera; Cecidomyiidae
Exons: 3
Coding region: 36-440 (134 amino acids)
Source: RefSeq, a predicted model, not a curated record
GUACGACUGCACCAUUGUUAGCAGAAUCAGAAAAGAUGAAAAAGGAGCGUGAUGAGUACCGCGAACGUUGUGAACAGUUGGAAAUUCAACUUGGAAAAUGUUCGAUUACACCAGCUGUUGUACAAUGUUCCAGUGCACCCGAAAUGACAUCACCGGAAAAAUCUGUGGAAUGCAAUGACUUUGAAAUGGAUGUAUCACUUGGAGAUGCUUCCUGUUCGAAUGGAAAAUCGCGUUCCGAAGCAGUUUCAAUGAUUCUGGAUUUAAUCGGGUCAUUCAAAGAGAAAGGUGCAACUGUGGAUGCACUCAAGGGCACGUAUUUGGCUGUUUACACACAGCCUAUCGAAUGGCAAUACGUUGUUGAAUUGAUCGCCUUCGGACAGAUCAAAAUUCAUUUCGAAACCGGGGCUCUAUAUCUUACUGGAUUUUUUAAAUCAUCAUAAAACUUUUUGUUCUU